Messenger RNA from Zymoseptoria tritici IPO323, 789 nucleotides. RefSeq lists its product as uncharacterized. Lineage: Eukaryota; Fungi; Ascomycota; Dothideomycetes; Mycosphaerellales; Mycosphaerellaceae. The coding region runs from base 1 to 789 and encodes 262 amino acids. The transcript has a single exon. The record is from RefSeq and is a predicted model, not a curated record.
AUGCAGAACUUUAGUAUGACCGGCAUAGAGAUUCCUUACGUCGUUGCUUGCCAUGCCUAUAGAGGUUACCACGCCGAUUUGAUGCAGGCCAUGCUCGAUGGCGGGCUUUCGGCGACUCAUAUUACCGUCGAAGACGUGGGUCGCUUCCUGGGCGUCUUAGAGGGCACCUUCAACACCGAUAAACCUGAGCGUGGAAGUAACCAAACGGAGCCAAGAGAAGAGCCUGAAGAUUCAAAUCAGCAUGCUGGACUUUUCUUCGCCGUUCCUACGGGCAUUGUUGUGCGCAACGCGAAGGGGCGGCUUAUUCGGGGUCUACAUGGUUCUGAUUCAACUCUGCCGCGGCAAGCCCUUCAUCGCUUCGGUCGCCUGUACGAAAUGUGGGCUACCGGGUACCAGAAGGCUUUAGCGGACUUCUCAUGCUACAGCAAAAUGGUCGAUGUCCACCCUGGCAGUGACUUUAUCGGAUCCAGAGGGACCAAGAAGGUACCCGCUGGACUCACCCGCCCUGUUCCGGCCGAAGGAGACACGGCAUUCUUGCUGUACACAUACCUACUCUCGCGACUACCAGAGGGUGGAAAAGUCCUCUGCUCCAAGGAGGCACUCGAGAAGUUCGGCAAGUCUGGAACGGAGGCUUCGUAUCACGGAUUUUUGGAAUAUGUUAAGGACCCACAGUUCGCAUCUCACCCAGGCCAGCAGCACUGGGUCAAGGCUCUCGACAAGAAGUGUGCUGUGUUCAUGUAUCUGGCCAAGACCAUCCCGCUCUUCCGAGACUGCAAGUGGUGGCGCUAG